UCACAGUGGCGAAGGAACGCUAGCUUGAAAAUCAAAACAAACAACUCUGGGAAAAAAAAGUGAGAGGCUGGAUGCUACUUUGUAACUGUGCUUAACCAGACUGAGGGUUUGUCUCAGAACGAGACCUUCAUCAUGUCGGCUAUGGAGAAACACCUGUUCAACCUCAAGUUUGCUGCCAAGGAGCUUCACCGCAACUCCAAGAGAUGUGACAAAGAGGAAAGGGCAGAAAAGUCUAAAGUGAAGCAGGCUAUCCAGAAAGGUAAUAUGGAAGCAGCUAAGAUCCAUGCAGAGAAUGCCAUCCGUCAGAAGCAUCAGUCCAUCAACUUCUUGAGGAUGAGUGCACGUGUGGAUGCUGUGGCUUCUAGAGUCCAGACUGCUGUCACUAUGAACCAGGUGUCUAAAUCCAUGUCUGGAGUGGUCAAGUCUAUGGAUGCUACGCUGAAAAGUAUGAACCUGGAGAAGAUCUCUGCAUUAAUGGACAAGUUUGAAAACCAGUUUGAAACUCUUGACGUGCAGACAGCUCAGAUGGAAGACACAAUGGGCAACACCACCACUCUGACAACACCUCAGAAUGAAGUGGAUACUCUGCUGCAUGAGAUGGCUGAUGAAGCAGGGUUGGAUCUUAACCUGGAGCUUCCUGCAGGCCAGACUUCCGCACUGGCUUCAUCUGUGGCAUCAACAGAGCAGGACGAACUCUCCCAGAGGCUGUCUAGACUGCGAGACCAGGUGUCGUAAUCACGUCGAAAAGCAGAAGAUCAGGAGGAGGGAGAAGAGCAGGAGAAGCAAGAAGAGACGGGGUGAAAAAGUGAAGGAAAAAAAAAAAGAAGGUGCCAUGUGCCUGAAAGCUCUGUGUUUCAGGUUUGUCCUGCUGUGAGAGGUUAGGGGGCUGUCUAACAGCAGAUAAGGACAGAGGGUCCUGCAUCACAUGCAGUCCCUCUGUGAUAAUGUUCAUUUGCACACUUAUAUUUAACUUGUAUUCUGGUUAUUUAUUAGCUCAAUAAUAUGACAUGACUGUGCUGGCAUGUUUCUUUAUUUUAAGGUGGUGCACCUCAUAUUCUAAGUGGAUUUUUGGAGCAAAUUGUUAAGAGAAAAAACAACUGUGCUUAAUAAUACCUCAUUCCAAAGUGAUUAUACACUAUGUAUAAAAUGUAAAAAGCUAUUUAUUAUAUUUAUUUGUGUAUUUAUUUAUUUAUUUACUGCCUGCUUCACUGACUGAUUGCUAAGAGCAUGCUUGUCUUGUAACUGUUAUAUCCUACCUGCUUGGUUGAGGAUGUUGGGACCUGCAUUGUCAGUUUUUUGUUUUUGCUGCAGUGCUGAAAGUCAGACUUAUAGUGUUUGUUUAUAUGGUAUGGCAGGGCUAAAUGUUUGCCUCAGACACGCUCUGGAGAAAGCUGGAAUGGUGUUGAUUUGCUGCUCGUAGCGGCAGAGUGUGGACUCAAGUCACAAAUUUGAUGACUUUAGACUCUAUUUGACAAACUCAGAAAAAGACUUGCAACUCGAUUUGGACUUUAACACUUUGGACUUGAUUUUUUUUACUUGAAAAUACUUAAUACCUUCCCCCAAGUCCAAAGACUAAAGAGUAUGUUACUUAAAAAGUGUGUCACGAAUCAUUUCAUUUCCUUUCAUCUCCUGAAGCAACUAAUGUUAACACUAUUCAUUCUCAGCAAGUCGACACAUAAUUCUCGACAGCAAUCCAACAGCAUCCAAUCAAGUUGCAGGAGAGUGACAAAAAACUAAGGCUACAUUACUUUGUAAACUAUGAAAACUAUGUGGUCGUCAACAAAAAAUGAAUUGCAGUAUGCAAAACUUGUUUUUUUUUUUUUUUUUUAACAAGGAAUUGUAAAGG
Messenger RNA from Epinephelus fuscoguttatus (brown-marbled grouper), 1846 nucleotides. RefSeq names its product charged multivesicular body protein 1b-like. The transcript has 8 exons. Gene Ontology annotation, cellular component: multivesicular body; ESCRT III complex. NCBI's taxonomy places the organism in Eukaryota, Metazoa, Chordata, Actinopteri, Perciformes, Serranidae. The record is from RefSeq and is a predicted model, not a curated record. Bases 133 to 735 code for a protein of 200 amino acids. Gene Ontology annotation, biological process: late endosome to vacuole transport; endosome transport via multivesicular body sorting pathway; protein transport.